Molecule: messenger RNA, 639 nt
Organism: Raphanus sativus (radish)
Lineage: Eukaryota; Viridiplantae; Streptophyta; Magnoliopsida; Brassicales; Brassicaceae
Product: molybdopterin synthase sulfur carrier subunit-like
Exons: 2
Coding region: 186-470 (94 amino acids)
Biological process (GO): Mo-molybdopterin cofactor biosynthetic process
Cellular component (GO): cytosol
Source: RefSeq, a predicted model, not a curated record
GUCAGGCCUAUUUUAAUCCAAAGAAAAUGGUCGGCGCUGACUAAACAAUACAUCUCUCGUGUUUGCUUUCUCGCCGCCGGAUAUCGUGACUCUGCCUCCGUUGUUGAAUCCGCCGGCUACCGAUUCUCACGGUUCCCCUUAAUCAGACUCCCUGGGUGCUUUGGUCUCUUCUUCCUCUUUUAGCCAUGGAAGCCGCAGAGAUUGGAAGUGAUGAUGUUUCAUCAGUGGAGAUCAAAGUUUUGUUAUUCGCUAGAGCCCGGGAGCUCGCGGGCGUGCCUGAUCUGACACUGAAGAUGCCAUCAGGUAGUACAACGAAGUCAUGUUUGGAGGAGUUGGUGAUCAAGUUUCCGAGGUUAGAAGAGGUGUGUGGCUGUGUGGUACUUGCUUUGAACGAGGAAUAUACAGCGGACUCAACCAUUGUUAAGCACAGAGAUGAGUUAGCCAUCAUACCUCCAAUAAGUGGUGGCUAAUGCAUUUUGUAAAUGGAAAAUCACUUAACUUGGGUCUUUGUGGUUUCAUUGGCAAUUAAGAUUUGAAACUCGUUACUUUUGUGCUAAAUAAUAUAAGUAGAAAAAGGUUACAUCAGUUCCAGUUUGCUCUGUUUCUAUUCCCGUGGAUCAAUACAAUCAUGAUUUGUGA